Octopus bimaculoides (California two-spot octopus) is the source of this 1973-nucleotide messenger RNA. RefSeq lists its product as uncharacterized. NCBI's taxonomy places the organism in Eukaryota, Metazoa, Mollusca, Cephalopoda, Octopoda, Octopodidae. Gene Ontology annotation, molecular function: protein binding. The record is from RefSeq and is a predicted model, not a curated record.
ACAAGAAUGUAGUUAAGAUAACAGCGAGAAGGAUUCUAUGUAGAAGUGUCUGAUACUAGCAGACUGAUCUUGUUAAAAGAAGAGGACAACUGGCAAACUCCUCUCCUUGAAGUAAAAGCGAUAGAGUUUCAACAGACUAUUUUCAUAAUUGUGCUCUUUUCAGCUUUUGUGUUAUUAGCAAGAACAGUCUCUCACGUUAGUAUACUCUGCUAAGAUACAUCAACAAAACAAUUACAUAUACAGAUGUAGACAUUUUGAAGUUAUAAUUUAGAAUUCUUAUUUCUUUAUUGCCCACAAGGGGCUAAACAUAGAGGGGGACAAACAAUUCUAAAAUAAUUUAGAAUUCUAUGAAUAUAAUUAUCAAUUUCACUUAACAACUAAACUUAUCUGGUUUUAAAAUUUAAAAGUAAAGCAAAGUAAGUUCAUAAAAAUUAACAUAACACCCUUGUUUGUUGUUGUUGUUUUUUUGGGGUCUGAUUGCCAAUUAAUAAAACCAACCCAAAUGGAUAUCACAGACCAAGAUGUGGCCAUGCUGCUUGCCAUAGAAGACGACGAUCCGGUAGCGCUGCGGGAAAUUUUAAAAAUGGGAGCUGAGGCUGACACAUAUUGCUAUGAUUUGAACGGUAUUCCAUCCAAAUCAAUGAUUCACAUUGCAUCGGAAAAAAGUCGGUUGGAAUGUUUGAAAGUUUUACUGGAUUACGGCGGAUCAGCGGAUGCCAGUGACCGCUGGGGUCAAACACCACUUAUGUACAGCAUCAUGGCAGGAAGACGGGAAAUUACCGAAUAUUUACUGGAAAAAGAACCUGGUUUAGCGAAAGAUUCUGAUCACAAAGGGAACACGCCUCUUCAUUGUGCUGUGCAGGCUGUAUGUCACGAAGACAUCAAGUUAAUUCUUAGUCGAGGAGCUGAUAUAAAUCGCCAAACAACGAGAGGUGUUACUCCACUUAUGCUGGCCUGUAUAGAAUAUUCAGCCUCUUUGGUUAAUUAUUUAAUUGAAGCUGGAGCUGACAUCAAUAUGAGAGAAUAUAGAAAUAAUUCUACGGCUUUACAUUUGGCUGUGCUCACCAAAAAUGUUGAUGUUGUUGAAAUCCUCCUUCAAGCCGGAGCCGACCCUAAUAUGGCUGACAGGUCUGGCAAGAUUCCCCUCACAAACUGUAUCCUUGAAAAUAUCACGGUAAAACAGGAAGCUGGAGUUGCUCCUGACAUUGAUGCCAAUAUCCAAUCUAUGAUAUUUUUACUGACUCAGGCAGGAAGUAAUUUAAACUUGACAAUGUGUGAAUAUAGCCAUCCUUUGAUAUGUGCAGCUUUUGUUGGUUCGGCUGAAUUGGUUCAGUUUUUUAUUGACCAAGGUUCCAUUCCAAACAUGGUGUUUCCGUCUGGCGUUACACCAAUCCUUACUGCUGUCAGCCGUAAUCAAAUGAAUGUGGUUAAACAUUUACUUUAUUGGAACUGUGAGUUUCAGAAUCGAGGUAGAAUCUCUCGCAAAAGAAUUGAUUAUUACUUCGAUCCUUUUGAACUGGCUAUCUUCAUGAAACACUGGGAAAUAGCAAAACUUUUACUUUUUGCUGGUUAUCAAUGGAAGGCAGGCUUAGUUGAAAAUAAUGAAGACCUCAGAAACCCACUACUUGCAUGUGAAGAAAUGGCAAAAUGGUACACAGACUAUACACGCACAACGCAAUCACUUCAGUUUUAUUGCAUCAGGACGAUUCGAUUAUGUUUCGGUGGAAAUAUUUCCCAAAAACUGAAGAGUUUGAAACUUCCACCUUUCAUUAACAACAAAAUUCUUUUAAAUCAUUUGCUCUCAGUCGACAGCUAAUAUAUCACAAUUGUCUUGUACAUUUGCAUGCAGUUCUAAGUUCACAGAGAUCAAAAGAUAUUUAUUUAUUCAGAGGGUCAGCCCAUGACAAUUUGUACCAGGGAAGAAAUUGUGGAUAUUUAUUUCAGAUUUAUUAAAACAUCUUUAUUUACCUGUG